CGGAGCCAGCGGAGCCAGCGGAGCCCCAGCCGAGAGCCCAGCCGCCGCCAUGGCCGCCCGCGCCGCGCGCACCUGUGCGCUGCUCGCCCUGUGCGCGCUGGGCGGCCUGGCCCAGGGCCCCGCGCGCUUCAUCUGCACCUCGGUGCCCGCGGACGCCGACAUGUGCGGCGCGGCGGCGGGCGGCGCGGAGGAGCUGCGGGGCAGCGUGCUGCAGCUGCGGGAGACGGUGCUGCAGCAGAAGGAGACCAUCCUCAGCCAGCAGGACACCAUCCGCGAGCUCACGGCCAAGCUGGGCCGCUGCGAGAGCCAGGGCGCCCCGGCCCCGGGCCGCAAGCCGCCCGCCGCGGGCAAGCCGGCCCCCGGCGACCCGGCCCGCGCCGCCCAGGCCGCCGACGCGCUCGGCCAACUCGCGCAAACUUUGCAGGCGCUCAAGACCCGCCUGGAGAACCUGGAGCAGUACAGCCGGCUCAACUCCUCCAGCCAGACCAACAGCCUCCGGGACCUGCUGCAGAGCAAGAUCGACGACCUGGAGCGGCAGGUGCUGUCCAGGGUGAACUCGCUGGAGGAGGGCAAGGGCGGCCCCAGGAACGACACGGAGGAGCGGGCCAAGAUCGAGAGCGCCCUGACCUCGCUGCACCAGCGCAUCAGCGAGCUGGAGAAAGGCCAGAAGGACAGCCGCCCGGGGGACAAGUUCCAGCUCACGUUCCCGCUGCGCACCAACUACAUGUACGCCAAGGCCAAGCGCAGCCUGCCCGAGAUGUACGCCUUCACCGUGUGCAUGUGGCUCAAGUCCAGCGCGGCGCCCGGCGUGGGCACGCCCUUCUCCUACGCCGUGCCCGGCCAGGCCAACGAGCUGGUCCUCAUCGAGUGGGGCAACAACCCCAUGGAGAUCCUCAUCAACGACAAGGUGGCCAAGCUGCCCUUCGCCAUCAACGACGGGAAGUGGCACCACAUCUGUGUCGCCUGGACCACCCGGGACGGCGUCUGGGAGGCCUACCAGGACGGCACCCAGGGCGGCAGCGGCGAGAACCUGGCACCCUAUCACCCCAUCAAGCCGCAGGGCGUGCUGGUGCUGGGCCAGGAGCAGGACACGCUGGGCGGCGGGUUCGAUGCCACCCAGGCCUUCGUGGGCGAGCUGGCCCACUUCAACAUCUGGGACCGCAAGCUGACGCCGGGCGAGGUGUACAACCUGGCCACCUGCAGCCCCAAGGCCCUGGCCGGCAACGUCAUCGCCUGGGCCGAGGCGCAGAUCGACAUCUACGGCGGCGCCACCAAGUGGACCUUCGAGGCCUGUCGCCAGCUCAACUGAGCCCGCCGCCCCGGCUGUGUCUCCCCCAGGAAUGCUCCGGCCAUCGCCCUCGCGUGCACACACGCAUGCACACACGUGCACACGCACGCACACCCCACACGCCGCCUCGCUGAGUCCUCGUGCACGUGCCGCAGCGACACUCAGCCCCGCAGGCGUAGGUGAGGCUGCGUGCGUGCGUGUGCGUGUGCGUGUGCGUGUGAGCGCGUCUGCACGUCUGUGAGUGCGUGUCUCCGGGAGCCUCCUCUCAGACGAGGUGUUUCAUUUCCGCUCUGUGGCGCUGCCCGUUUGUCUCGUUGGCGGGCUCGUCUGGGGCUGCCUCCCGGGCCGAGUGCUCAGCGCGGUAAAGGCGGGGUCCUGGAGCCCUAGCUGGGGGGGCAGAGGAGGGGGUGGGGGUGGGGCGCAGUCCCUCCUCACACCCGAGAGCCUGGCUCCAGCCGCCAGCGCCCUGCCCCGCGGCCCCUGAGAGGGUGCUGCCCCCCCCCCCCGGCCGCCUCUGCUCACAGACGGGCAGAGCCCGGGGGCGGCUGGGGAGGGAAGUCCCACCUGGUUAGGAGCCAGCCAUGCAGGGCCUGGUGGCCGCCAGCCCUGGGCACCCACAGCCAUAUCCCCCCUUCCCACUGGGGCCCCGGGAGUGGCUCUGGGGCGGGAGGCAGACAUGGCCGGCCCCGAACCCAUCCCCUGUGCAGGGCCCAGCCCGGGUCCGUCCCAGCUGUGACGCUGAGACCCACCCUGUUCAGAAGCUGUGACGUGUUUGCUCCCCGUGAAAGCCAUCCUGCACAUUCCUUCUGGUCCUUCCGAGGCGGGGAGGCGUGUGCGUGUGUGCGUGUGUGUGUGCGUGUGUGUUCGCACUAAGUGACCGUGCCUGGGGUGGACCCCUGCUUUUUGUGCAGCAUCUGGGGGUCGCAUGCCCCGAGGGCACCUGGACUCAACACAGCAAAUGGCUGGCAUGUUUCUGGGCCCCUGCCCCCGCAGCGGCA
Messenger RNA from Pipistrellus kuhlii (Kuhl's pipistrelle), 2286 nucleotides. It is a transcript of the gene NPTX1, whose product is annotated as neuronal pentraxin 1. The record is from RefSeq and is a predicted model, not a curated record. The coding region runs from base 50 to 1309 and encodes 419 amino acids. Gene Ontology annotation, biological process: axonogenesis involved in innervation. Lineage: Eukaryota; Metazoa; Chordata; Mammalia; Chiroptera; Vespertilionidae. Gene Ontology annotation, cellular component: plasma membrane; neuron projection. The transcript has 5 exons.